Gossypium raimondii (Peruvian cotton) is the source of this 3879-nucleotide messenger RNA. RefSeq lists its product as uncharacterized. Gene Ontology annotation, cellular component: ribonucleoprotein complex; cytosol. Gene Ontology annotation, biological process: cytosolic ribosome assembly. Gene Ontology annotation, molecular function: GTP binding; GTPase activity; ribosome binding. NCBI's taxonomy places the organism in Eukaryota, Viridiplantae, Streptophyta, Magnoliopsida, Malvales, Malvaceae. The transcript is spliced from 2 exons. Bases 541 to 3624 code for a protein of 1027 amino acids. The record is from RefSeq and is a predicted model, not a curated record.
UUUGAAAUCACGUUACAGAUUGAUUUGAAGGGCAGCCACCUGUGAGAUUGUGCAAAAAUUUAACGAUCUUAUUAAGGGCACUGGUUUGAGCACCAUCGUCUCCUUUCCUCCCCCCUCCCCCACCUUUAACCCUUCUUCUUUCUUUGUCCUUUGUUCUUUGCCUUGUUUCCGAUUCCUGCCGUGUCUUUCUUCAACUCGUGUCAAGCAAAAUAGAGGUUAUUGGCGGUGACGACUAGCAGGUGGGGUGCCGUUAAAUAACCCUAACUGUUCCUCUGAAGAUCCGGCCCAACACUGUUUGAGCGGCGUCUUUCGGUAUUUCGUGCCGCGCUGGAGCUUAAAUCGGUUUGCCGAACGGAGAUACGAAUUCUUUCCCUCUAUAGUAUAAUAGUUCCUUAGAAUCAAUAUACCUUAAUUACCCCAAUUUUCUUUUAAGAUUCCCAAUACGUUAUACGUUAGAUUUUUGUUAUUGUAGCUCUGUUCCAUCACCUUGUUGUUGUUGUUGUUGUUGUUGUUGUUGUAACUUAGAGAAGAACAAAAAGAAUGGGUGACUCUGAUACUAGAAAGGUUAGGAAUAUAUGCAUAUUAGCACAUGUUGAUCAUGGUAAAACCACGUUGGCUGAUCAUUUAAUUGCCGCCACAGGUGGUGGCGUGCUUCACCCUAAAUUAGCUGGUAAACUUAGGUUUAUGGAUUAUCUUGAUGAAGAACAAAGGAGAGCGAUAACGAUGAAGAGUUCUUCUAUAGCUCUUCAUUAUAAAGACCAUGAGAUUAACCUUAUAGAUUCCCCUGGUCAUAUGGAUUUUUGUAGUGAGGUGUCUACUGCUGCACGGUUGAGUGACGGUGGGUUGGUUUUGGUUGAUGCUGUCGAGGGUGUUCAUAUUCAAACUCAUGCGGUCUUGCGUCAAUCUUGGAUUGAGAAGGUUACCCCGUGUUUAGUUCUUAAUAAGAUUGAUAGGUUGAUAUGUGAGUUGAAGUUGAGCCCUAUGGAAGCUUAUAAUCGGUUAUUGAGGAUUAUUCUUGAGGUCAAUGGGAUUAUGAGUAUGUAUAAGUCGGAGAAAUAUUUAUCUGAUGUUGAUUCCAUACUUGCUGGCCCUUCUGGCGAGGUUAGUGAUGAGAAUUUGGAGUCUAAAGAGGAUGAUGAAGAGGAUACUUUUCAGCCUCAAAAAGGAAAUGUGGCAUUUGUGUGUGCUUUGGAUGGGUGGGGUUUCACGAUUAAUGAGUUUGCUGAAUUCUAUGCUUCUAAGCUUGGGGCAAGUACAUCUGCACUUCAGAAGGCUUUCUGGGGUCCUCGCUAUUUCAAUCCCAAGACCAAGAUGAUUGUUGGGAAGAAGGGAUUAAGCGCAGGAAGUAAGGCAAGGCCAGUGUUUGUGCAGUUUGUCCUUGAACCACUUUGGCAGGUUUACCAGGCUGCUUUGGAGCCGGAUGGGGACAAAGGGACACUUGAGAAAGUGAUUAAGUCUUUUAAUUUGUCUAUUCCUCCUCGUGAAUUGCAGAAUAAGGACCCCAAGAUUGUGCUUCAAGCUGUCAUGAGUAGAUGGCUUCCUUUGUCAGAUGCAGUUUUGUCAAUGGUGGUGAAGUGUAUGCCAGAUCCAAUUUCUGCUCAGUCUCACAGGAUUUCACGUUUGCUUCCCAAAAGAGAGAUUCUUGAUAAAGGGGUGGACUCUAAUGUGCUUGCAGAGGCUGAUCUAGUGAGAAAGUCAGUUGAAGCUUGUGAUUCUAGCCCUGAAGCACCGUGUAUUGCGUUUGUGUCUAAGAUGUUUGCGGUUCCGACAAAGAUGCUUCCCCAACGAGGUCCUCAAGGGGAGAUUUUAAACAAUUUCACUGAUGAAGGUGGAACUAGUGAAUCUGAUGAGUGUUUCCUUGCAUUUGCUAGGAUCUUUAGUGGGGUUCUUACAUCAGGACAAAGAGUUUUCGUGCUUUCAGCUCUAUAUGAUCCUUUGAGAGGGGAAUCAAUGCAGAAGCACAUGCAGGAAGCUGAAUUGCAGUCCUUGUAUUUAAUGAUGGGUCAGGGUCUGAAACCAGUGACCUCUGCAAGGGCUGGUAAUAUUGUGGCAAUUCGUGGACUUGGCCAGCAUAUAUUAAAGAGUGCAACUCUUUCGUCUACAAGAAACUGUUGGCCUUUCUCCAGUAUGGCAUUUCAGGUUUCCCCUACCCUAAGGGUUGCAAUUGAACCCUCUGAUCCUGCAGAUAUGGGUGCUCUUAUGAAAGGUCUGAGGCUUCUCAACCGAGCUGAUCCAUUUGUUGAGGUCACUGUUUCAUCUAGAGGGGAACAUGUGUUAGCCGCUGCUGGUGAGGUUCAUCUAGAAAGAUGCGUCAAGGAUUUGAAGGAGAGAUUCGCAAAGGUGAGCCUGGAAGUCUCUCCACCUCUUGUCUUCUAUAAAGAGACCAUUGAGGGUGAUUUGUCUAAUGCAUUGGAGGAUUUGAAACUGUUUACUGCUGACUCAGAUUAUGUUGAAAAAGUGACUUCAAAUGGAAGAUGUACCAUUCGUGUUAAAGUCUUGAAACUUCCACCUACACUAACCAAGGUGCUUGAUGAAAGUGCUGAUUUGCUCUCAGAUAUUAUUGGAGGUAAACUGGGGCAGAGUGGUAAAAGCUUAGAAAUGCAUCCGCUAAGUCUGAGUGAAAAUGAGAGUCCAAUUGAAGUACUCAGAAAACGCAUGGUUGAUGCUCUGGAGAGUGAUUUUUUGUGUGGAAAUGAAAAUGACAAGGAUCAGGCUGAAAAAUGCAAAGGUAAAUGGCUCAAGCUUCUUAGGAGGAUCUGGGCUCUUGGUCCAAGGCAAGUUGGUCCUAACAUCCUUUUCACUCCAGAUUACAAAACAGAGAAUAAUGAUGGCACUAGUCUGAUACAUGGCUCUCCUUAUGUGUCUCUGAGACUGGGUUUGGCUGAUAAUUCUACUGCUAGUGAUAUUGCUGCUAUUGCAUCUUCGGAACUGACUCAACCGCUGUAUGGAGAACCAGAAAGUCUGGAGAGUAGUCUGAUGUCUGGAUUUCAACUGGCUACUGCAGCUGGGCCCUUAUGUGAUGAGCCAAUGUGGGGAUUAGCAUUUGUCGUUGAAGCUUAUAUCUCUCCCUCAACUGUUCGGGCUGGUGAGUCAGAACCUAACCAACAAUCUGAGCAGUAUGGCCUUCUUACUGGGCAGAUAAUGACAGCUGUCAAGGAUGCCUGUAGAGGAGCUGUGCUUCAGAGGAAGCCUAGGCUUGUCGAAGCCAUGUACUUUUGUGAGUUGAAUACUCCAACAGAAUAUUUGGGCCCUAUGUAUGCAGUUCUUGCACGGAGGCGAGCCCGAGUUUUGAAGGAAGAAAUGCAAGAAGGCUCUCCACUUUUUACAGUGCAUGCCUAUGUGCCAGUUUCUGAAAGUUUUGGUUUUGCUGAUGAGCUAAGGAGAUGGACAUCUGGGGCUUCUAGUGCCCUUCUUGUGCUUAGUCACUGGGAAGCACUUCCUGAGGAUCCAUUUUUUGUACCGAAAACAGAAGAGGAGAUAGAAGAAUUUGGUGAUGGUUCUAGUGUUCUUCCAAAUACAGCAAGAAAGCUCAUUAAUGCUGUGAGGCGGCGAAAGGGUUUGCCUGUAGAAGAAAAAGUAGUUCAGCAUGCAACAAAGCAGAGGACGCUAGCUCGUAAAGUGUAAAGUUGAUCAAUCAAGCCAGGUUAUUAUCUACAAAUAUGGUUCAUGGAGGCAGGCAGGCAGCUGCCCUGGAGCUAAAGCAAGUUUCUUGGCUUACUUCCAGUCCAGAAAUCUUGGUUUUAUUGAUUUUAUCUUGUGAUAUGAAAGAACACUAGAUUUGUCAUUGCUUUAUUCCUGUAAUGGAUUCCCCAUCUGAAUUUCACAUUUGCAGUACAGUUAAUACAUUCCACCAUUAGUCCAUUUGUUUUCGGAGAAUAA